Molecule: messenger RNA, 12214 nt
Organism: Podarcis lilfordi (Lilford's wall lizard)
Lineage: Eukaryota; Metazoa; Chordata; Lepidosauria; Squamata; Lacertidae
Source: the annotation of a GenBank genome assembly
GCUGAGGCGCAGCACCCACAGCUCCCGGCCUUCGCCCGAGCGGCCGAUGGAGAAGAGCCUGGCCAAGCCGCGAGGGGCCUCGUCCUCCGCCAAGCGACGCAGCGACGCCCCCAGCUCCGCUUCGUCCAGGUAGCGCGUCACCGCCCCGCCGGCAGCCGAGGGCUCCGUGGAGGCCGCCGCCUCCGCUUUCUUAAUGUGUGCCGCCUCCGCCCCGCGCCGCCACAACAAAAAUAAGAAGAAGAAUGAGGAUAAAGCUAAGGGCAAUAGACCGCCGCCGCCGCCCCUGCCCGCCAUCGCCGCCUCAGAUGUGACAGGCCGCUCGCCCGCCGCCGCUGAGGGGAGGAAAAGUGCUCGCUGAGGUAACUCGACACUCGAUUGGCCAGGAGGGAGCAGGGCAGCGCGCCAAUCGGAGAAGACGGCAAACAGCCAAUAGGAAAGGGGAAGGGGGAAGAGAGCCAAUAAGAAAGGCUGGAGGGCGGGCUAAAGGCGCGAAAGAGGGCGUUGUUUAACCCCUGAGGGGCCGGAGAAGAGAGAAAAAGCGUUUCGAGGUUGGUGAAUAGUUGGGAGAGAUAGAACGGGAAUCUAUGGAUGGAAAGAAGCGGGGAGAGAGAAAGGGGGCGGGAGAAAGCAGGACGGAAGCCAAUGAAAGACGACAGAGGAGAUGACGGAGAGGUUGAGGGGCGGGGCUGAAAGCGGGAGACGUGGAAAGAGUAGAGAUGAUGUCGACGUAACCAACUGUUCACGUGAGUGGGAUACCUGCGUGUGCAGCGUCACGUCUGGAAGAGAAAACACGGAGAUUUCUCAGAUUUAUCUAUCAUCUUGUUUAGCUAUUGUAUUUUUAUCCUGCAUGUCUUACAAAUUAAUUUAAAAAAACAAAAUAACAAACGUUAAAAAAGCCAGAUAGAUACUGACCGUGAUCUUGCAAAAAAGACCAAUUUCCCUUAAAAGGGUCCGUUUCCUUUGAUAACAUAAAACGAGCCUUCUGGAUCUGACCAAACGGACUCCAACCAGUCCAGCCUCCUGUUGCCGCAAUGGCCAGUCACCUCGCUACUUUUGAUAACCAUUAACUGAUAUUUUGCCUGUAAACUGCAAGAUUCUGUGUGUUUGACUGUAUUCUAGUGGCUGAUCCGAGAUCAUAAUAAAGAUUAAUUGAGCAUCAGAUAUUCACAGUGGUGAGAGAACACGGCCACUUGUGUUUAGUAGCCAUAGAUGGUCUCAUCCUCCAUAAAAUUGUUCAAUAUUUUAAAGUCAUCCAAGUUAGUGACCAUCACUGCAUCUUGCAGUGUAUGCAGAGUAAAGUCCAUACAUAAGUUGGCAAAGGCUGCCCCAGAAUAUCUGAAGAUAAUGGACUUUUUGGACGGGGCCACUAGGAUCAGCUUCGUGGUCAGUUGGUGCCACAGGUGGGAAGGAAAACACCUGCAGGCUGCCAAACCCUUUCAAGGUUUGUUUGCCGAGGUUUUCUUGAGACUGACGUAUGCAGAGUUGUGAAAUCAAGGAAGCUGAGCGGGCUUGGGAGAAGGCAUUGACCCUGCAGGAAUUCCUCUGUAGGAACAUUGUUCUCAUAAUGGGACUAAAGCCAUGAAUGAUUCGUGACUCACUCGCACCCCUGUGGUUGCUGGCUGGUGUUUAUCCAUCCCAUAAUGCAGCCAGCCAUUAGGUCUGCUCUGUGGUUCUGCAUCUGUUGCACUUAAACCUUUUAAUAUUUGGACCCCCGAAAGAUAAGAGAGAAAGAAGCAAUGGCUCACUGAGAAUGUAUUCUCUUUGAAGCGUGUUGCACUUAACAGGAGCUGCUCAUGAGAAGAAGUUUCCCUUGGAUCCCAUGCAGGGUUUUGAAAGCCUCUUCAGAAGUAACCAGGACAAAACGAGGCCAAAAGCCAUUUGUCAUGAGAAUGAAUUGAAUGUUAAGACUUUGUUGUCAAGUAGAAAGAAACAUGAAACAUGGAAUAUCUUUUCCUAUAUGGAAUUAGAGACACCCACCCUGUGUUUGGAGGGUGAGGAAAUGCAGUUUCUCUACAGUCAAGUGGAUUUCGAUGAUGUGCAAGUUUAACCAAAAAAGUCUCUCUCACACACACACUAAUUUUCUAUUUUAUUUUUUCCAAGUCAUGUACAAAUAUAUAAUAUACAAUAUUAAUUAAGGAGAGGAGAGAAAGUGAAGCAAAUAAAGAAAAAUAAUGAUGCACAUUUCCCUUCUCGUUCUCUGCGUAACAUAUUCAAAGAAAAUAAGUAAAUUAUAAAACAUAAAAGUACAUGGAUUUACAUUUUUCUGCACUCCAUUACACCAGUACAUUAUAAACACUCCAUUUUGCCACAAAACUGUUGUGAGAUUGAUUAUCUGUCCUUCUUUAUUUUGAUUACCAUAGUCGGCUUCAGUCACAUCCUCUGUCCAACGUUCCAGUCUUCCAAUGUGGAAGUUCUUGUUCUGUUAUAACAUGGAUAUUCUUUGUCACUUGUCAGUACCUAAAUCUUUGAUGGAUCCUAAGUGUAUGAUUAAUGGAUCCACUGGGAGUAUAUAACAUGCAAUCGUUUCUAUUUCUUUUAACACCUUGCUGCAGAAUAUCUGGUUCCAAGAUAAAGAUCCAUUAAGCCCAUUAAAUACGCUGCAAAUUGGCACUAUUCAUUUUACAACUCCCAACAGAAAUCGCUUGCUGUUCUAUAUGUAUGAUUAGGACAUGAUGGUAUCGGAUGCAUUAGACCUGCAUUUUAUAUGUAUGAAUGUAUUUUUAGCUUUUAUUCUCUUUUAUCUUUAUCCUGGUUUUAAUCUUUGCACUAUUUUGUAAAUUGCUUCAAGCUACUUUUUGUGACAAAAGUACAGUAAUAAGUGCAAUAAAUAAUAGUAUCACUAUUGCAUGAUUAACUCAACUUUGAGAUUAACACUUAUAGUUUGCUGUGGAAUAUUUAACCAGAGCCACUGUCACACAAUCAUAAAUAUAACCAAAAUCUUCCCAUUUCUGCUGGUAAUUAUUUUCUUUUGAUUCUAUGUUGCAUCUCAUUCAUAUGAUUUAUUUGAUCAUUUUUGCAAGUUAUAUUUUGACACCCUACGUUCAAAUUCCAGUAUUUCCAGGAGAGGACCCUGUUUUGCAACUAAAAGUCUGAGUAAUAUUUCAUAACUGUAAAUAUUGGAAGGAUUGUGGUCCUUUUUGUUGCCCUCUUUCAGUCUCUUCCUUUUCCUCCUCUUCCCUAACAGCCACAGACCUGCCUGGGAGCACUUUAAAAAAUGUUUUUAUUAAAAGAUUUUAUUGGGUAGCAAAGGUACAUACACUGUCUCAGUUUUUAGUCUGUAGAGUUCUUUGUUCAGGUUAUUUAUAUUCAGUGUGAGACAUUACUGUCGUAGGCAGCAUGCAGUUGGGGGCGAGAGAAGUGGGGAGAGAGCAGAGAGGAGGAAGAAGAGGGAGACAGCAAACUUUCAUUCUAUUACAUAGUGUACGAGUGGGGCUUUUGUGUCAGCGUCAAGUGAAUAGGUAUCCUAUUCUUAUGGGUGGUGAGAGAGACCAAAAGGCCCAGGGUGAGCACUUUGAAAUAUUGUGUCUGCUGUGUCUUUACUAGGUCAUGAGGUUCCCUUCUCCCCUUUACACCUGUCUGAAACCUGGUCCAAACCAGGUCUAAGACCGGGAGGUUAAGAAUGUGGAAAGUGAGCUUUUCAGCUUAUCACGUCCUAGAUCUCCUUUCUUCUCAGGUGUGUGGGGCUUUCAGUUACAUGCUGGACCUGACUGGUGACGACUAAUUAAUUACGUUUUGUGGCUAUUUCAACAUGUUCCCAAGAAAAGCUCUAAGGAUUGGCACUCCCUUUCCAUCUGGUCUCAUGGCCUGGGCUUGCAGUUGGUGGACGCCAAUUUCCUGCAGUGGCUGUUGCCAGAUGCUUCCAAAGAAGGCACAGAAACCUCCAUGGUGCACAGCAAAUCUUUCUGUCUAAUUGCAAAAUUGUAGUCUUGUGACAAAUGUAAAGGAGAUGCCUGGUCUAGCUCUCUGUCAGCCUGGAUAUUUUGUGCCCCCUAAUUUCCAGGGAACCGACCCAAUUCUCACAGUGGUGAUCAUCAGCAUAGUGGUUUAAGGAACAAUGAGCAAGCCCCCAUUUUUAAAUCUCAACUCUAAUCUAACUGAAUAGUGUGGCAUGGGAAACUGCCACCUCUUCUCUUUAGCUCCCACCAAUAAAGUAGCCAUAGAGAUUACCUCAAUCCUGUACGCAAAGCACCUGAAGCACAUUUUCAAAAGUUGAAUUUUACAUUACCACACUUACAGCAGGGUCCUGGCUGAAGUGUGAGCCUCCUGCACCCUCUAAGCCACGUUGCAUUCAGUCUCUUCCAUCCUACAGUUUGGAAAUAGAAGGAAUGCAAAUAUCCCAAGGCUGCAAAAGGGCAGCCCUAAAUCUUAUGCUUCUGCUCCCCCUGGUGGCAACUCUCAUCAUUCAAGAAAUUGGAAUUUAAUAAAUGACUGCGAGCUUAGCCACAUUAGGCACAUGAAAGAACACCCCAUCCAAUUUGACAGCAAGUAGGAGUGACUGAAAAGUGGUAAGUGGCCCAACUGGUUACCUUUUCUGAGACACUUCUGUGCCAGCUUCCUUCUGACCUUUGUGCUAGAGCACAUCUCCAUUAGGUUCAGUGUUGUGUUAUUUUGGCAGGAUCUAAGGCUGCUCCUUUUCAGAUUUUAGUUCUCUUUGGAUAAAGUUUGAAAAAUGGUUCUCCUUGGAUCAGAGCAGUGGAAUAGCAAAGAUCCUGCCAUGUGGCCUUGGUCUCAUUAAGAGUCAUCCAAAUGCUACCCCCCUCAACACCACCUGCCCUGUGUGCACUGACUUUGCCCCAUUGCUUCUCAUCAUAACCCCAGGCCUGGCCCAAGUGGGUUUAGAACUAACCAGCAUUUCCCACUUUAAAAUCUUGCAUCCAAAGCAAGGCAAGGGCUUAACAGUGGCCACAGCUCAUGUAGGUGAAGUCUGUCAAAUGUAUUAAACAAUAGCACAUUUUAUGGCAAUGGCUGUCAACAUUAGUAUACAAUUUCCAGAGAAUAAUGCUGGCUGUUGCCCUGAGCAUGAGGUGAAAUGACCUGUUAAUUAUGUAUAUUUCUUUCUUUUCUUUCUAUUUGGAUUGAUGCCAAAUAGUUUCUUCUCAACCUUUUGGCUUCAGGGAUGAGGAGCUGACAUAACAUUGGAUUGGAUCUUGUUGGACUUUGUAGCUUAGGCGAGUAAUAAAUUCUGCUUCAGCAGAGCGAAGAGAUGGGCAGAAUGCUGUGACUCGCUAGCGCAAGAUGUAGGAUAUUAGGAUCUGGCAACCUGGCUCUCCUCAAAGGUGGCCUUUGACCACCUUGUACAACAAAGGUGUGCACUAAGGCAUCCCCUUAGCACCCAGUGCUGUUAGAGGGGAAGGGCAUUCUGCCCACAGAAGGACUGUGUGCUGCCUUCAGAGUCAAAAUCAGGGGUGGUUGACCCAUGAUAGAUGCACUUUGCUGCUUGUUACUCAUUGCCUCAGCCACGGCCAUAAAUCUGGGAAAGGUUUUUGGCCAGCUUCCUUUUGGGAGAGAGAAGCACCCAGUGUUUACCCAGGAAGUCCUUAAGAGAACGCGGCCUUGAACUCAAGUGGAUCACUUGUCUCUGCACGGCAAUAAAGACAUAUAACCACGGGUGCCUAUAAAAGCCCAAGGAAGGCCGUGGUUUGCUCUCUAUUUCAAGACAAGUGCCCACACGAUUGGCCUUUUCCAACGUAAGUGUCAGUAUUUGGCAGAGAAGAGGGCAGUGGGGUAGCGAGGUGGCAUUUCCUGGGGUGGGGGGCUAUUUCUCAUAGCUCCCUGAAAUGUGGAAGGCAUUUGUAGACCCCGGGCUGUUGGGUGAAGAAGUAUGUGUUCAGGGAAUUUUUAAAUGUGUGACGUUUUGAUGUAUUUUUAAUCCUUGUUAUAAGCCGCCCAGAGUGGCUGGGGAAACCCAGCCAGAUGGGCGGGGUACAAAUAAAUUAUUAUUAUUAUUAUUAUUAUUAUUAUUAUUAUUAUUGGUUCUGACUUUGGGGUGGGUGACUUGGGCGCUCCUCCAACCUUAUGGGGGGCAAUCACUACCACGAGGCUCAGAGUGACUCUCUCCUGCCUCCUUUCUGCUGCAGGUCUUGGGCCAGAGAUCUUCGCAGAUGGCCUCAGGGGGGAUGACAGGCAUCCUUUGCAGGACACCUCUCUUCAUCUUCGCACUUUUGCCUUGUGCUGUCACAGGUACGCAACCAGCGUGGGUCCUCACCUGAGCUUCCCAAUGGAGUUCCGCAUCUGAAUUGGGGGAAGAUUAAAUGAUCCUCUCUUCUUACUCAUUCAGCCAAACUGUUGAUUUUUGGAAUCAGGACAGCUGUUGAUGCUAUUUUUUAAGAGUCUGUCUGUCUUUUUUUACAAAACUUUGCUUCAUGGGACUGACGUCUUUCCCCCUCCCCAGGCACCCAUCUGGUUAUCAAUGGCAACACUGCUGACUACCAGCUGUCAACAAAGCCAGGCGUAGCAGAGUCCCUCGUGUGCACAGUGCACAACAACAGUCAGGGAGAAGAGCUGCUCUGGUUCCGAGGGGACACACAGGUCGACCUGAAAGAUGGAAACAAAGUGAAUGCCAGCAGCGUCUGCAUCUACCCCGUCGCUGUAGAUGACAAUGGAGUUUCCUUUACCUGCAAGUUGGCCCGAGAUGGAUCUGUCAUGAUGUCUGUGGUCCUGGAUGUCCGUUGUGAGUGGCCAGCUCUAUGCUACUGAGGAAGGGAGGCAGUGCCUGUAGGCUGGGUUCUCUACAGAAUUUCAGAUAGAUAGAUAGAUAGAUAGAUAGAUAGAUAGAUACACACACAUACAUAAAUAUGAGAGAAUCUAGUCCAUUUUUAUAUUAGAUUUCUCUCCUUUUGUGCCCAGAAAUUAAAUGGCAUUUAAAAUUAAAUCUGAUUUUUAUAGAACCAGGGGGUGGCACCCUCCCUGUGGAACGCCCUCCCAUCAGAUGUCAAGGAAAUAAACUACACAAUUUUUAGAAGAGAUCUGAAAGCAGCCCUGUAUCGGGAAGUUUUUUUGACGUGUUAUUAUGUUUUAUAUUCUGCUGGAGGCUGCCCAGAGUAGGUGAGGAAACCCAGCCAGAUGCGUGGGGUAUAAAUAAUAAAAUAAUUGGUUUCUGUGCAGUUACAGACCUGGGUGCUCUGCCUGCACAAUGACAGAAGCAACCAUGGUUUUUUUUAUAAAUAUUGUUUUUUAAUGGUUGCUAUUUUGUGUUUUGUCAUUUGGGACCAGUGCUACAGCACUUGAGGAGUUUUACAAGCCGCCCCCUUCUCUCUGCUCUGAAUAUUCAUUCAAGCGUAAUAUCAAAGAAUUGAGGAAUGGGAGCUGUUGAAUGUGAUCCUUUGUUGUUCUCCACAGUCCCCCCCAUCCUCAGUGGAGAAGACCCUCCCCCACAGGAAGAACAGGCCGAUGUGACACUGGAUUGCCACACAAAGGCCAACCCUCCUGCUCAGAUGGCCUGGUAUAAGGACAACAGCUUUCUGACCCUGGAGAAAUCCCGUUACCACAUUUAUCAGACCAGCGAGCUCUUUCAGUUGACCAUUGCAAAGGCCCAGAUAUCCGACAAUGGGAUAUACACCUGCGUGGCUAGUUUGGAUGGGAUAACAGAGAAGAGGGAUUUUCACCUGACUGUUGAAGGUAAUGCAACUGCUGUGAUGUGGCUGGCCCACUGGCCACUUGGGGCCUGUAGCCCAGCCAGCUGAAGUCUUCUUGCUGGGUGCUUGCCUUGAUGUCUUUGACAUCUUCCCUUCCUACCUGUGUUGGCUGCAGGCAGGUCUUGCCUUGUGCAAGGUCAUCUUCAAAGACCAGGAUAUUAAGCCUGAAAGCACACACAGGGGUCAGCUUUCUCUCUGGUUUACCUUAUGAAGGCAGGACCAGCCCUCUAAAUCCAUCAGGAGCUGCUGCGUUAUCAGCAGCUCAGUGUUUGUAACUGGGAGCCAAUGAAAUCAAGGCCCUGGUAGUCAUUUCAAAGAAGCCAUUUGUUUGCUGUGUCUAGAUCAGCAGGUUGGGGAAGCUCAGUACCUCCAGGCCUGUCUCUCCGGCACUCAGAACACUCCCCAGCCCUGCUCCAGGCUCACCUCAAGUGCUUUCCCCUGUCUUUGAAUUGUUGUAAUGCCUCUCGCUUACCUGGGUGGAGAAUAGAGAGAGGGGAGUGUGCAUCAGCCUCUGGCUUUUGUGUGGCUGGAGUUUUAAGGGGAUAGUAAGAGUCACUGCCAUAGUUCUGCACUCCUUUGCCUUUGGCCCUGGCCACCUCUGGGAUGUGACCUCUGGAAGGUUGCAACAAGGGAACAUGUCCCUCGACUCCACUGCUCCUGGACUAGAUUCUUUGGAUGAGGGACUAAAGGGUUAAUGGUUAAUGGUUAAUGAGAGCCAGUGUGGUGUAGUGGUUAGGAGCAGUAGCCUCGUAAUCUGGGGAACCGGGUUCGCGUCUCCGCUCCUCCACAUGCAGCUGCUGGGUGACCUUGGACUAGUCACACUUCUUUGAAGUCUCUCAGCCCCACUCACCUCACAGAGGGUUUGUUGUGGGGGAGGAAGGGAAAGGAGAUUGUUAACCGCUUUGAGACUCCUGAAGGGGAGUGAAAGGCGGGAUAUCAAAUCCAAACUCUUCUUCUUCUGCCGCCUUUGGAUUAGAUGACCUUUGGAUCCCAUCCCUCACCCUAGUUCCUGAGUAUAGACUCAAAGGCACCACCCAGAAUAUUAAGCAUCUGGUUCAUGCUCACAAUUUGAGAUCCGGGAGUGGCUGGUAGGAGCCAGCAUUUGGCAAGAUCAGGCUGCCAUAUCUUCGCUGCCCCUGUGGACCUCCUGAACACACUCUUCUUCCAUUUAUGGCUCUAGGAGGGCAUAAAACACUCUCAGCCUUUCAGAGCCGUCAAGUCAGCAGCCUCCUGUGUUUGGGGAGAGACCAGUGGUAGACCAGGCACCUUGCAUGCAGGUUCAGUCUCAGGCAGCUCCAAGUAGCAGGUGAUGGGAAGAACCUCUCUCUGCCAGAGACCCUGGAGAGAUGCUGCCAGUCAGAGUAGGCUGUGCUGAGACAGUUGACCUGGUGUAAGGUAGCUUCUGAUGUUCACUGAAUACAUUUAAUAGCAUUGAUACUCCAUGUCCAAAAUCCAGCUGAGAAGGCGGGUUGCAUUUGUUCUCCCAACAGAAGGGAAGCUCCCUUUCCCAAUGGAGGCUGUCAUUGCUGCGGCUGUGGUCGUUUUUUUCACUAUCCUCUUUGGCAUUGUGGCUCGAUGGAAGCGGAUUGCAAAGGUAAGAAGGACCUGGUAUGUUAGAACAUCAGAAGAGAGCCUGGCUGCUGGAUCAGACCCAAGGGGGGCCCAUCUGGUCCAACAUCCUGUUCUCACAGUAGCCAACUAGAUGCCCCAAUUGGAUGCCCACAGGCAGGAUCUGAGCACAACAGCAUCACCCUUCCCCCUGUGGUUUCCAACAGCUGGUAUUCAGAGGCCUCCUACCUCGGACACUGGCUAGUUGUCACUGAUAGCCGCCUCCUCCAUCAUGAAUUUGUCUUGUCCUCUUUUAAAGCCAUCCAAGUUGGUAGCCAUCACUGCCUCUUUUUGAAGGCAAAUUCCAUAGUCUAUAUGCUGUGAGAAGGUCCCUUUCUUUUGUCUGUCCAGAUAUUGUUUCAUUUUGGAAGCUAAAGAGGCACCCAAAUGUAUCACCACCCUUUGUUAGACGGCAGAGACCAGCGGGGAAACCCUUUGCGUUGCCUCAGCCAGCAGGGGGCGCCAUUCAGGGAACCCCUUUCUGACCCAGACAUGGUGUUGUGCUUCAGACUGAAAUGCCUCCCACCCACAGCCCUUUUCCCCAUCUUCUGCUUGCUUUGUUGAAAAUGAGGAAGGAGCAAGGAGCAAGCGGGGUUGAAAGGAGGUGGGGGAGACACUUCCAGCCACUCCAUUUCAACAGGGCUGAGGGCUCUGUGUCAGGUGGGAACCAAAGCUGCUCCUGUGUUGUAGCUCAGCCGGUUAGAGCGUGGUGCUGAUAACACCAAGGUCAUGGGCAACUGGUGCUGGCCGGCUGCAUAUUCCUGAAAUGCAGGGGGUUAGACUGCACGAUUGUUGGAGUCCCUUCCAACUCUACAGUUCCAUGAUUCUAUGUACACAUUUGCAAGAUUUCUACUUGCUACUACUUCCUAGCAUAGGGGUAGCGCUCCUGUGUCCCUGCAGAUGCUGUUGGGACUCCAAUUCCCAUCAUUGCUGGCUGCUGGGAGUUGGGGUCUCAACCAUACCUGGAAAGCCACAGGUGAGCCACCACUGCCCUGCCAAAACCACAGACUCAGCUCCCAUCCGAAAUGUAUGCAGCUGGAAGACGUUAACUGAAACCAGUGGCACUGAAACCCCUCCUUUUUUAUUUUUAUUUUAGUGCUUUGGGAUAGGGUGCAACUCGUCAAGCAACACGUUUCUGUAAGUAUUUUUGACACCAGUCCUUAUUCAGAAAGCUCAGUGAUGAAGCUGGCCCUAAAAACUCCUCCUCAAAGCAGGGCUGGCCAGAGGCAUUGUGCAGCCUGAAGCAGAAAACCUAGAGGCACCCCCUUCUCUCCCAAUCAAUAUGGGGCUUGUGAAGGAGCCUGUCAGCCCCCCCCCUUGCCUCAAGGGAAAAUGCACCCCAGAACCACCCCACCCCAGGCAAGCAAGAGGGAACCUGCAGUCUUCCCAAGAGAGAAGCCUACUUUGGAACUGCCAUCCCUUGUUUUCUGGGUGCUGGAAGCUGCCUUUCAAAAGGACCCCAAAAGCACACAAGAGCAGGGUGUUGUGGCAUGUUGGUGGUGGUGCUGCUGCUUUGUAGCCUGGCGUGCAACUUAGGAACCUGUGCCAAAUGGGCACAAAACACAGCUAUGUGGCUGCACAGGUGACCAUGCGAAGAGCCACAGUUACAGACAAGCCCUCUUUUAGCUUUCUCCCUUUCUUUGAUCUUUGAAGGUGGGAGUGUACACUCCAGUCUCAUGUGAUUUAAAUCUAGCCACUGACCACAGAGCCAAUGAAAGGGAACGUUGCUGUACUCUGGGUAAAGAUCUGGCUCCACUCUCAGCCCAACACAAGCCUUGUCUUACUUACUAUAUCUAUAUUAUAUUUAUAUCAGGCACCAGGCAAGAAUGUUCCUCUAUAACCAGGCCUGUGGCUGAUUAAUCUAUGGUCUUUUAAAUGUGCUUAUAGGAGGGGGGUUAUUUGUUUGUUUCGUCAUUAUGUUGUGUUCUCAGUUUGCAUUGUUAUGCUGUAAACCUGUAAUCUUCUGAUCAAGGGCAGUAUACAAAUUUAAAUCAUCAUCUAGCCAAGAUGGGGUUUGUUUGUUUUUUUAAAAAAUGUUGUGCUCCUUUCAGAUGUGUUUACUUUUUAUCUGUUUUCUUCCCUUCCAGGUGAAGGAAUUCCUCCACUGGAGCAAGCAAAGGAGCACCCCUGCCCAUCACCACAGAUGACAAGACCCUUCCAGCUUUUAAGGGCCCUGGUUCAGAGGCCUCUUUGAUAGCAUUUAAAAGUUGCACACUUUCUGCUGUCUGACAGUUGCUCCUGUAGGUUUAAGUGCAUAUAUUUGGCUUACAAUUGAGAAAGUCAGGCUGGCCAGACCUUUGGUGUUUUACCAAGGUAAAAUAUUAACUUCAGGCUUGCCAUUCAAAUGCCCAAACUGCAAAUCAGGAAUGGGGAAUUUGUGUUUCUCUAGAUGCUGCCAAACCCCAUCCUCACUGACUGCAGGCUAUACUGGCUGAGGCUGAUGAGAGGUGGAGUCCUAACGCCACCCAGAGGACCAAAGGCUUCCCUGUCCUUGCAGAUUAUUUUAAAAAGUAAAUAUAGAGUUAACACACUGGUUGCUGUUUUGCUACAGAGCCAGGUUCAAGGUCUUCAUGUUAACUCACAAAGCUCUAAACAACUUGGGACCAAGGUACCUUAAGGACUGCCUGAUCCUUUAUUCUCCACCUUGAUCCCUGAGAUCCUCUGGUGGGCCACCUCUGGGGGGAGUGUUCUCCAUGCCCCAGAAGUUCAGCUGGCCUUCACUAGGGACUGAACCUUUCAUGGAGUGGGCUCUGCCCUGUGGAACUCUCUGCCAGUAGAGGGUCAGCAGGAACCACCCCAGCCUUCCUUCAGACGUCUCUUGAAAUUUGCACUUUUUAAACACAAUAUGAUUUUGUUCCUUUUAACCAACCAGUACUGAUUGCUGUUUCGUUGUUUUUUCUAAUUAUGUUUUACAUAUAUUUAUGUAAACAAUCAUACAUAUUCAAACAAACAAAUAAAUACAAUAUCAGUAC